UGGUGCAAUACUUUUGUGAGGGGAGUGUAUACUCUUAAAUUAGUACUAAGCAACACAAGGCGUAACAAUGACUCUAAGAGCGAAUAGGUGUAUUUCAAAACAUAAAGCUUGAAAAUCGCAUUUGAUUUGCUUUCCAAAAAGACUCAAAUAAACAAAAAGUUUAAUUCUUGGUGAGACUUGAGCCUUGUAUUAUUCUUAAAUUAUUUUUAAAUUUCAGCGAUUUUGAGGCUUACUUAAUAUUCUUAUAGAUUUAGGGUCUGUUAACAUGGGGGCGAGUUUCCCGGCUAGCUGAGUUGCCCGGCAAGGGGGGUUAAUUAACUGCCAGUGUUUCCAUGAAGCGGGAAACUCGGCCAGGCGGGAUGAAAUUUCUGCAAAAAAUGAAGUACAUAAUGCAAUGUAUGCUUUCGGUGCCAUGCAAGGGCAGAAAAGGAAAUUUUCGCAUCAGGAUGGUUUCAACAAAAAGUUCCAAGAAUUUGAAAAUGAUUUCGAUGAUAAACCUAUGUUUUCGCCUGCUGUUAUUUCAUCUGCAAGGAAAUUGUACUCUUUUUGGCUUACGGAAAAACAAGGGAUGAUAAUUGGUUAAAAAGCUUUUUGCUGAAAAAACAGGAUCAUCAGGAGACUCAAGAUAUAAAAAACACUAGAUUGUUAGUGAAAAGACGCUGCACAUGGUACCACACGUGCGUAUGUCAGAUUACUUUAUCCCGUUUAGGCGGGAAACUCGGCAAUUUGCGUUUACAUGAGUUGGCUUGGAAACUCCGCCUCUGUCUGCGGGGAUCCCGGCUGGCCGAGUUUCCUGGCUGUACAUGUAAGCGCUGAAGUGAGAAACUGUUGAUUUCCUAAUACAUGCCGGGAAACUCGGCUAGCCGGGAAACUUAGUUAGCCGAGAAACUCGCCUUGAACCCCUGUGUAAACCGUACGAGCGAGAAUUUGAAAUGGGAUGCUGAGUGACUGAGAGUGGAGCAAAGAUGUGGCACAGCUCUGUUCUACUCUGUUUACACGCAAUAUUGCGUAUAUCAUUGGUCAACACUGCUGAGAAUGAGCAAUUCAUCGAUGCUUGCAUUGAUGAGGUUUACUGUAAAGGGGAAAUACUGAAAGUAGUUCAAAUGUCCAAAGCGUUUGGAGACGCGAAGACAUUUGUUGACAUGCCCAUGCGGGACGAUCGCAGCAAAAUUGUAACUCCUUUGAAGGAUGCAGUUAGCGGGCAAAAAAGUGCAGCUGAUAUUAAAAAGGCGGUCAAAAAAUACUUUUAUGAGGCUGGGACAGAACUGACUAGCAUUCAGCCAUCAGACUGGUCUGAAAAUCCUCCAUUCCUACUGAAAAUCAAUGACCCAAGCUUACGAGGCUGGGCUAAAGACAUCCACAAUAGAUGGAAGCUUUUGAAUCGAAAAAUGAAGAAGGAGGUGAAGACGAAUCCUGAGAGGUAUUCUUUGAUUUAUUCAGAGAAUCCGUUUGUCGUUCCAGGAGGGAGAUUCAGGGAGUUUUACUAUUGGGACACUUAUUGGGUAAUAAAUGGCCUACUUUUAAGUGACAUGGCCGAGACAGUCAAGGGUAUGCUCCAAAAUUUUAUAACUUUAGUGAAGGACCGAGGAUUUGUACCAAAUGGAGGACGCAAAUAUUAUUUGAACCGAAGUCAACCACCGUUUUUAUCACUGAUGGUUUAUGAAUAUUGGAAGAAGACAAAUGACACCAAUUUUUUGACGGAAUCCUUACCAUAUUUAGAGAAAGAGUAUCAGUUCUGGAUGACAAAUCGUACGAUAACGCUUGACAAAACGGAUGGAUUCAAAAAUGCACAUUCUGUGAACAGAUUUUCUACGCCAAUGGGGUACCCCCGACCGGAAUCGUACUGGAACGACGUGGAAACGAUGGAGAAAGCCGGAAUUCAUAACGGAACUGAAAGAAAACAGCUGUACGCCCAUAUAGCGUCCGCAGCUGAGAGCGGUUGGGACUUCUCUUCGCGGUGGUUUUCAUAUUCAGGAAAACAUGCAAUGGAAAUGAUGUCGAUAAAAACACGGGACAUCAUCCCGGUUGAUUUGAAUUCCAUCUUGUGUAAAGUUGAAAAAUCCAUUAGUGACAUGCAUGCAGCGAAUGGGAACAGCGCGAAAGCGAAGCAGUUCGCUACAGCUUACCAGGGUCGAGUAACAACAAUGAAUGAAGUAUUUUGGGAUGAAAGUAAAAAGCAAUGGCUAGAUUUUGAUAUUAAACUAAAGAAAAAGCGCAGUGCAUUUUAUGUUUCGAACAUUUCUCCCAUCUGGGCUGAUUGCUAUGGCAACAACGCUUCUCGUGCAAAAGAGGCCAUUAGAUCAAUCAAAAGACAGGGUGUUCUUGAUUACCCCGGUGGUGUGCCGACAACAUUGAAUGAGACAGGUGAGCAAUGGGAUUUUCCGAAUGCCUGGCCUCCCCUGCAGGAUAUGAUGGAAAAUGCGCUUAGAAAAGCAGGCAAUAUAACUGGAAAUGACCUUGCCUUUGACCUGGCAAGGAAGUGGAUUGAAACGAACUACCUUAGCUGGAAACAGACAGGUCACAUGUACGAGAAGUAUGAUGCGAAUAUACGGGGAAAGCCCGGCCACGGAGGGGAAUAUGGAGUGCAAGUUGGUUUUGGGUGGACGAACGGCGUCGUGCUUCAGUUUCUAGAUCGUUAUGGACAACGAUUAAAGGCACCAAAGUACAAACCACCAGAUAGCAGUGCACCAUACCCCAGGGUAGCUAUCGAAGCUUUGCUAACACUGCUCAUUUUAACGCUGAUGCUGACAAAUUUUCAUUAGAUUCUAACAAUCAACUGCUGGCAAAAUUAUUACCUUUUGAUUUCUACUUGAUUAUCAAAUUGAAGGUUUUUGGUUCACCGCCAUUCACCAAUCACAAUAAGUUUGGGAACUUAAUCGACAUUACACUGUUUAUUGUCAAAUUGAAUGUAUUUAUACAAUUAAUGAACAUAGCUUCUGAGA
Molecule: messenger RNA, 2942 nt
Organism: Rhopilema esculentum
Lineage: Eukaryota; Metazoa; Cnidaria; Scyphozoa; Rhizostomeae; Rhizostomatidae
Product: trehalase
Biological process (GO): trehalose catabolic process
Molecular function (GO): alpha,alpha-trehalase activity
Source: RefSeq, a predicted model, not a curated record